GCACUACAGAAACUGCCACUCCUUGUGUAUCUGAACCCAUAGUAAAUGGCGAAACAAGUAAUCCUGAGAAAGGUGGGAAAUACUGUUGGAGGUGCCAAAAAGAAAUGAUUGGACUAACUACAUAUAAACCAGAAGAAAUGACAUCCAAAGAUUAUUACUUUGAUUCUUAUGCACAUUUUGGUAUACAUGAGGAAAUGUUAAAAGAUGAAGUUCGAACUAUGACUUACAGAAAUGCCAUGUACCACAACAAACAUUUGUUUCGUGGAAAAACUGUGUUGGAUAUUGGCUGUGGAACUGGAAUUUUAUGCAUGUUUGCUGCAAAAGCUGGUGCUGCUAAAGUUUAUGGAAUUGAAUGCUCAAGUAUUGUAGAACAUGCUGAACAGAUUGUCAAAGACAACCACCUGGAUGAUACUAUUACAAUCAUAAAAGGAAAAGUUGAAGAAGUUGAACUUCCACAUAAAGGAAAAGUAGAUAUUAUUAUUUCAGAAUGGAUGGGCUAUUGCUUGUUUUAUGAAUCCAUGCUUGAUACAGUCCUUUAUGCCAGAGAUAAAUGGCUGAAACCAGGUGGUAUGUUAUUUCCUGACAAGGCUACCCUUUUUGUUUGUGGCAUAGAGGAUAGACAAUACAAAGAUGAAAAAAUUUCUUGGUGGGACAGUGUAUACGGCUUUAACAUGAGUUGUAUACGCAAGGUUGCAAUUACUGAACCUUUAGUAGAUGUAGUGGAUCCUAAGCAAGUAGUGACCUCCAGUUGCAUACUGAAGGAAAUUGAUUUAUAUACAGUCAAACCUGAAGACGUACCUUUUAAAACACCAUUUCUUCUCUCUGUGCAAAGAGAUGAUUAUAUCCAGGCUUUUGUCACAUUUUUCAAUGUUGAAUUCACCAAAUGUCAUAAACGAAUUGGUUUUUCUACAGCCCCAGGUGCACCUUACACACAUUGGAAGCAGACUGUAUAUUAUUUUGAUGAGUAUUUAACUGUGAAAAGAGGAGAAGAAAUAUAUGGUGUUUUCAGUAUGCAACCUAAUCCUAAAAAUAAGCGUGACCUGGAUUUCUCUAUUGACAUUGAUUUCAAGGGGGAUCUAUCUGAGCUUUGUGGUAGUUUUGACUAUCGUAUGCGGUGAAAUACUAAGAAAAUUUUUCAUAUUUGAUGUUUGUCAUCAAGUCUUUCAUUUAAAAGUAAAAACUUUUUUACCGAGAUGUCAACCUAUAACUUGUGAUGUUUUGUCUUCCUGUUUGAAACAUCUCACUUGUGUUUGAUGUAGAUAAUUUUGAUGUUUCAAGUUUUCAUAGUUGUGACAAUUUUACAUUGCUUGAUUUAAGCUGGCUGCGUACAUUUUAAUCUGCAUUUAUUGUAUGUUGUAUAAAUAUACAAUUUUUGUUCUAUAGUGUACAUAAAGACUUUUCUCAUCUUUUGUUCUUUUUUUUUAAACAAGCUCGUAAUAUUUUUAAAAUAAAAUUGAAAUCUUUAUUACUUU
Molecule: messenger RNA, 1472 nt
Organism: Stegodyphus dumicola
Lineage: Eukaryota; Metazoa; Arthropoda; Arachnida; Araneae; Eresidae
Product: protein arginine N-methyltransferase 1-like
Biological process (GO): peptidyl-arginine methylation, to asymmetrical-dimethyl arginine; chromatin remodeling
Cellular component (GO): nucleus
Molecular function (GO): histone methyltransferase activity; protein-arginine omega-N monomethyltransferase activity; protein-arginine omega-N asymmetric methyltransferase activity
Source: RefSeq, a predicted model, not a curated record